Messenger RNA from Papilio xuthus (Asian swallowtail), 495 nucleotides. RefSeq lists its product as uncharacterized. The record is from RefSeq and is a predicted model, not a curated record. The transcript has a single exon. The annotation marks the transcript as partial. Gene Ontology annotation, molecular function: catalytic activity. NCBI's taxonomy places the organism in Eukaryota, Metazoa, Arthropoda, Insecta, Lepidoptera, Papilionidae.
AUGGCCACCAUCCGCUUCCUACAGUGCAAUAUCAACCACUGCGCCCGGGCGCAGGACCUGCUGGCCCAAACCAUGGCGCAGUGGUUGAUAAAUGUAGCGGUGGUUGCCGACCCGUACGUCAUCCCUUCCCGGGAUGACUGGGCGGGUGAUGUCGGCAACCUGGUGGCCAUCUCCGUUCCGGCCCGCGACGGCUCCCCCCCUCUCCGAAAGGUGGCGAGAGGGACGGGAAGCGUGCUCGUUGUCGUCGGGGGAGUUGCCAUAGUGGGGGUGUACUUCCCCCCCAGUUGGCCCCUCGCCGACUUCGAGCGCGCUCUCGCAGAGGUGCAGGCGCUCACUGCACGAGUCUCUCACCUCCCCGUGAUCGUCGCGGGGGACUUCAACGCCAAAUCAACGGCGUCGGGAUCCCCCGCGACGAGCCCGAGGGGGGAAGAGUUGGAGGACUGGGCGGCCGCGUCAGGAUUGAUGCUCCUCAACCGAGGAAGGGAGCUCACCUGC